GCCCCCUCCGCACCCUCAGGGGCCCCGUUAGCGUUCCGGCUGCCAUAGUUACCGAGUCCGUCCAGGGCGGGCGGCGGGCGGGCGGGGCCUAGUUGUGCAGCACGUCCUGUGUGGGGACCGAAAGGUCCCCUUCUCCGACCUCUCCACCCCGUGCCUCCCCACCCGGCGGGUGGGACAGUGGGGCCGCCUUUGCCGCCGCCCUCCUCUUCCUUCCCCAUAAUGUCGCCAAGCAAGGGCUUCCUCUGCGUCCUGGAGCUGCAGAUCCGCUCGAUAACAUGUCCGGGAGUUACCCUGAAAGCCAAAGAUGACCUUUACAUCAGUGCCCGCAUUCUAGGACAAUAUAAGAAGACAUCGUCUGUUCGUGCAAUAUUUCCCCUUCUAUUUAAUGAAAAACUGAUAUUUGAAAAGGUAUAUACUGAUGUAGUUGACCCAGGAGACCUUGUUGAACUAUUUGAACGUGACACAACAGUACUUGAAUUAAUACAAACUGUUCCUCCAGUUGGAGAAAUUCUAGCCACUUAUGAGGAAAAUACAAGAGAUUUCCUUUUCCCUGCUCCUAAAUCAAUCACUGGACAACGAGGGUCAGUUCGUGAAAUUUUAAUGAAGAAGGCCUUUGGUUUUACAGGAAUUGCACCAAAAUUGAAGUUUUUCACAAGUUGUCUUAUUUCUGAAAACCUGUUACGUUCAGAAAAAGCUCAAAAGCAGGAUAACUUAGACCAGCAGCAACGUUCAUCCAAAGAUGGGACGCCACAGAUAAGGUCACCAAAAAAGAAUCCUCCCUCACUUGAGAGGAACAGGCAGGGCCUAGCAGCAAAAACGUAUGAGCAGCCCACAGUAGCCUCUCUUUCUCGAUCUCCCUCUCCUUACACAAAAAGGCGAAUGUGUGAGCUUCAGCAACUUAGACAACGCCUGGCCCAUCUAGACCUAGGACCUUUUGAUUUCAGAAAAGAAUCGGAUAGACCUCCAUUUGUAGUUCGACGUCCAGAACAGCUGUCAGCUUCACCUGAUGUUUUUACUUGGUGCCGUCCUAAGGACAAUAUAAAAGAUGCUUGGCCCGAGACAACCUACGAUCCUACCCUUCUUGGCAGUUAUAGACCCAAGAAUCGAAAAGCUACCAGGUCACAUUCUGAUAAAGACCUUCAUAGUUUUUCUCACGCUUACGAUGAGCACUUGAUUUCGAGUAUAGCUGGUAGGCAGCUCCAUUCAACUCAACUGCUAAUGCAUUCAGCACCUCCACAACUGCAGAAGUAUUACUCAACUCCUGUGUUUAAUUGCUUGUCUCUUAGAGAAAGGUUUCGUUCUGGCUGGAGUGCAACAGUAAAUGGAGAAGAGAUCCAUAAACGAGUGAGAAAUAUUUUAAGGACUCACAGUGCAAGGCAAAGGCUAACUUUUGAUGAGAGUUGUUUGUCAAAAGAUGAUUCUGCUAAGUCAAGAGACUCAAGUAAGACAGAAGAUUCCAAUAAGAAGAAAGACAUUUCAGACAGAGACCGUUUAAGCCACAGUGAUCUUCAGAGCAGUUCAUCUAUACGGCAGAGCAUCAUGGUUCAACUGGAUGAUGAUGACUAUUGGACUAGUCAAGCUGCAGAAUAUAAAAGCAAACCCCACAGAGCAAUCUUUGAAGACAGUCUGCAGAAAAUCUAUCGAAAUAUGUACCGAAAAGCUUCUGGAUCAAAAUCAAAGAAUAAAUAAAUUCCUGAUAGUGAUGCAGGUGAAAAUGAACAGUAUAAAAGAUCAAUAUUUGUAAUGAAAAUGUUGUGUGUCUAACAAAUGUUUGUUUCUCUCUCUCUCUCUCUCUCUCUCUCUCUCUCUCUCUCUCUCUGUUUUUAUAUGCGUUUGUGAAAUUCUGAGGCUGGGACUCUCAACAGGAAAAUAAAUAAAAUCUGGAGGGUUUUAAGUAGGGUACAUUGUUUGUUUAUGGGAUUUAUAGGCAUGUUAGUAGUUUUGGAUCCCCAUUUCUAAAGCAUCUGGCUUCCAAUUGAAUUAGGAUAAAUUGCACACAUCUCCACUACAUCGCUGUCCAUGUAGGUAUGUGUCUUGCCUAGAGCACUAAUAGAGGCACAUGUGGAAACAGUUGUUCUAUGGUUGCAAUGUGUUUCCAAUACUGUGCUACUGAAAGGUAUCUGUUGGGCUCUUUUUCGGGGGUGUUAUAUCAUUCAGCAUGUCACCGAAAAUCUGUGGAUCUUGCAAUGGUCUCUGGGCAAGUGGUGGGGAAGCCAUGGACCUUUGUGUACUGGAUGAUUGUGUAAGUUCACUGUUGUGAAUAGUGAGGAAGUUGCUAUUGGGAACAGAGAAUUGCAUUCAUUAUCAAUACAAGCAGCCAAUAAUAAUGAUAAUGCCUACUUGGAAUAACCACCACCACCUACAGGACAUAUGAGAGUUAGGGAUGAGGGAGAGUGAACAUAAGAAGCCUAAUACAGUAUUCAGAAUUGAUUUAUAAGACCUGAAAUAUUGUCAUGUGAACAAUAGACCUUCCAUAUUUUGUCGUAAAAAUCAAGUGAUUUUGUGUGUGUGUUUUUGCCUGCAAAUUUUUUGUUGCUGUUGUUGUCAGGCAUGGGUGAAGUAAGCCAACUGUGCCAGUCUUCUGCACACACCGAUGGGCUACAUCUUCCUCCUUUCUCUCUGCUAUUUUUUAAUCAUUAUGCUUCUAUUUGUAAUCCUCUUUUAGCUUAAUUACGUCAGCAGUAUAUCACUUCCCUUAUAUUUGCUCCCAAUCAUCCCUUGAUCAAAUAGGACCCAGUGUCCUUUCAGACUGCAUCAGAGAUAUAUCAGUUCAUUGUUGGAUAUGAAAAAGAGCAAGGCUUUGAGCACAUCAGCUAGUGCACCCACCCAAAUGCAAACAUUAUGAAUGUUCUGCACCUCAAACUGAUCAAAUUUGGAGUCUGUUCUUACAGGCUCAAGGGAUGUAUUGGCAGAGCGGCAUUGGCAGAGCGGGCAUCUCUCUUCUAAAGGCCACCAAAUGUUCACCAGCAGUUUUGAAACAUCCCCUGAGAAGAAACCUUUCCAGCCUUCCACUGAGUAUAUCCCAUGCUAACAAAUAAGGGCAGGCUGCCUGCUCUUUAGGCAUUCAGAAAUUUAUAGAGGCAGGGGUGUUUGGCUUCUACUUCUUGUCAGAAAGGAAAGAAGUAAACAUACUCCUUUUGGAAUACUUAUAUCAUUAGAGCAUAGAAAUAAUAGAUGCCCAAAGGUGGUUUCAGAUUUAUCUGAAAACAGUGUGAGGGGUACGCAAUGCACAAGAUUACCGCCUGCCUAUCUCCAUUUUAUAUUGUGUCUUUCAGAAAGUCUCCUAUCUCUGCCAGCUCUGUACAGACAUCUACAUUUUGUCAGAUGUCGAUGGAUUUAUUUAAAGCAUGGGCAGGUAACUUACAGGCCUGAAAGUGUUGCUGGAUUGCAACUCUCAUCAUUCUUGACCAUUGGCCAGCCAGCGGAGGCUGAUGGGACUUGGGAGUCCAACCCGUUAGAAGUAUUUUUAUACCACCCCUCAGCAAAACUGACAGGAUGCAUGUAGUGGAAAUCACAGGGCACUAUUAUUAUUUAUUUUCCAAAUCUUCCAUAGAGCUCAACAUAAGAAUACGUGGUGCCAGACUGACAUCAACUUUGGUGCCAGGCAAGCCUUCCUGGAGAUGGCAUUCCAUAAGCCGAAUGCCACAACUCAGAAGGGCCCUCUCUCGUCAUCACUCAUCUCAUGCUGGAUGGUGGUGGGAUCCAGAGAGGUACCUAAAAUAACAAAUGCAGUAUUGAAGCAGGAUCCUGUGUUAGACGGUGGUCCUUCAGUUAUCCAGGUCUGAAGUCAUUUACGUAAGUACCAUCACUUUGAAUUGUUCCUGCAGAUGGACCAGGAGAUAGUGUAGUGGACACAGAAAAGUUGUAAUUCCAGCAUAUGGAUGAAUUUACAGAAAGGUGGAUGAAACCCAGCAAAACAUUAUAGCCAACAAUUACUUAUGAUCCAUACAGGUCAUGUAGUGUACUUUUGGAAUGUCGGGUUGGGAUACAUAUGUUGGGAUGCAUAUGAGCCACCCAGAGUGGCUGGGGAAACCCAGCCAGAUGGGUGGGGAAUAAAUGAUAAAAUUAUUAUUUAAAUUAUUAUGUGAACAGAAAAGCCCUGAGUGUCAAAUUAGACAAAUUAAUGCCAAUAGGUGGGAAGGUGUUGUGAGUACCUUGUUUGGUGGCUUGCCCCCUCUGUAUUACCCUUUAAUUCUUUGCCUUUUGCUUUCAGGCCUGUUGAGCAUGGUGGUCUUUAUUUAGUAUGAGGUGUAGCUAGAGCUGAGAUGAGAGUGAGUUAUUGGUAUCACAGGGUGUUGAUUUCCCUGUAGCAAGGCAAAGCUGUGGCUUUUCGCCUCUGCAAUUGAAGCAUUGGAGAGCUAGCGCUGUCCAAUACCUUUUCCCUCCUCCUUGGCUUUUACACAACUCCUCCUCCACACCAGCAAAGCAAUUCAGAAUUUAAGCAGAAUGACUUACACACAGAGGUGUAGGACAUUAUUAUAGAACAGGCAUAGGCAAACUCGCCCUCCAGAUGUUUUGGGACCACAGCACCCAUGAUCCCUAGCUAACAGGCCCGGUGAUCAGGGAUGAUGGGAACUGUAGUCCCAAAAUAUCUGGAGGGCCGAGUUUGCCUAUGCCUGUUAUAGAAUAUUGCUGCAGCACAAUCCUGUUCCUAGAGAUAUUUACUCAGAAGUAAGCCCUACUGUGUUGAAUGGGGCUUACUCUCUAGUAAGUGUAUUUAGAAUUGCAGCCUUUGAGUGGUCAUUUACAUCAAUAGUGCAAACCCAUGUGUGGUCUAUUUCAGAGCUAAGUCCCACUUAAUUCAAUGGUACUCGCUCUCUGGUCACUCUUUUUCCAGUAGUUCCCUAAGAAUCACUUUGCGCAAUAGGUUGAGUUCCUAGUGAUAGAUGUCAAGACAAAAGAGGAGUGUCACCAAACAUCCAGGAAUAGAUCUUUCCCCUUGUAUUUUUAUCACCGCAGUAGCUGAUGGAACACUUGGACUGUUUCAAAAUUUUGGGGUGAAGUUGCACCUGUUUCUGCCCAUAAUAUUUGGCCCCACAAAUAUCCCUCACUUUUCUGCUUCACCUGUCUCUGCCUACAAGCCCUGGGCAUGUUAAUUAUAUAAUUCUAAAAGUUGUAGAAUAAUACAGUCUGUUGAAUGUUAAUGAUUAUUUGAGAUAUGAAAGCAGGUAGAAAUUCCUCAUCCUUACCCAUGUAUAAUCCCCAAAUCACUUUCUGUGGUUGGCUAACCUUCUGUUAGCUGGCAAACAGCAGUGUGCAUAGGGCAGACUCUGUCUCCUCUUUGACUUGCAGGGUGUGAUAAGUAACAUUUCAGGCAAUGAACCAACAUAGUAAUAAACAGUAAUUGUUUAGUGCACCUUGCCUUCUAAUACAAUUUAAAUCCCUUCUAUCAAAUGCAAAUGUCUAAGUUCCCAAGCAGCGCUUUAAAUAACAUUUUUCUGUGCUUGUUCCUUAUCUUUUGUCAUCCACAAAGUGGUGUGUUGGUGGCAUGAGAUGGCACAAUUCCACCAGCUUCAUUUUGCAUCUUAAAAAGAGCUGUCUGCUCAAGUGCAGAAAAAACUGCUUCAAUGAAGAGCGAGCUGGAAUUUAGAGAAGAAAUAUUUUCUUUCCAAAAUAAAUAAGUAGUGUUGCAGCAUGCGAAAAUUCCUGCCAGGCAUGGUAUUUUCUGCAAACAAUAUAAAAAUGUAAUCAGCAUAAAGCAGCAAUUCCUUAUAUUGAAAAAGUGUUGACAAUGUGCUCCGUGAGCUUAGAAAUCGAAAGGAAUGUAAAAGGAAUCCCAAAUGCUUUGUGGAUUUAAGUAUCUUAAAAUUUCUAAGUGCGUGUGGUGUGCAGUGAUGAACAAGUUAGCCACUUUCGAUGCAGUUUUCAUAUAAGUGCAACAGAGGGUGGAUGUAGAGAACAAUUUACCAAAUGGAAAUUUAGCAUUAUAGUAUGGAAUCGUAAUAUCCCUUCAAAUCACAAGAUCUUUAUCACAGAUGAACACCAAAUCUCAGCAACAAAAUAAUGGUGAAAUUCUCAAUGGCUAGAUUAAGAUAUGGUGGCUGAAGUCACCCUGAGUGGUUAAUUCCUUGGGCAGAAGCUUCUAGUGAUCAGCAGUGAGAUAUGCCUAAAUAUUGGCAUAUUAAUUGUAUUGCAAGGAUAUGUUGUUUUCAUAGGAACCAGCCCUUAGGGGCCGUGGGGGCUUUGGCCCCCACAAAAAAAUAUUUAUGGGCAUUUCCAUUCAAAUAGUGUAUAUGCACUGUGUCAUGUGGUUGAUUAUGCAGGGCGGGGCUUAGCUAGACCCCUGCAAUCUUUUAUUCAAUUUAGCACCUCUGGUUGUCUUAUCCAGCCAAUCUGGAUUUAGCUCAGCCCGUUUGGAAAUUGGGUUUGUAUUGGGUUCAUUUUGCAAAUAAUUUUAAGAAUGCCAUGGGAUUUCCAAAAAUGCAUGGAGGUUUGGUAUAGUCUGGAAGUUCUAUAUGCUGAUCCAAAAAUCCAUGUGUGGUUGGACAGCUGCAAAUCUGUCAGAUGAGGGUGCUUCCUAUUCAUUUCAGUGGAGGACUCUGGUCCAGACACAUGGAAAUGCAAGAUGAAGUUGUAGCAGAAAGGGGGCAGAGUUAAAUCACAUUCCCUCAUCUGGAACAAACUGGCUGGAUUAGUGCAAUACGGGUUUCACUAUUCACACUACGUUACCCAUUUGGAAUAUUCCUGAUGAAUCAAGGGUUCUAGAUGCUUCAGAUCUUAUAUGGUUUUGUUUUGUUCUUUGUAUAUAGAAGUGAAUUUUGUAGGUAUGACGUUAUGCUGCAGUGUGAGCUUUUAACCUGUAAAGUAUUCCUUCUAUUUGUGUUGUUAGAACCCUGUGGAUCAAACCUUGUGCCUUCUUACCACACAGUGAUACAGAAAUGAAUGUUUGUGAACCUUUGACAGAUUUUGUCAUAAAUGUGAUUUAUCAUUCUGUUAAAAACAUGCACCUCUUUUUAAGAAGCCCAACAUCUAAAAAAAAAGAAAAAAAGACUUUGCUGUAGCCUUCCUGGUUUACUGGUUUUUAAUCAUGUAGCUGUCAGAAAUAAACAACCACUGUUCUUUGUGUGAUGGAGCCUAAUGUUAAAGCUGUCAGAGUCCACUGAGAGAGUGCAAGUGUAAUAUUUAUGUCUAUAGGGCCUGCCAUUCAUGCUGUUCUCAACUUUCACUGAUUUAGGGCUCAGCUGGUGUAAACUGGGUCUUGUUUCGGCACACCUGAAGUCAGUGAGGGCUUUUAAAAUGACUUUUUGAUGUGCAAAAUGACACUGUAAUGGCUUCCACUCAGUCGCUGUGUGUUUCUAAUCUUUCAAAGGUAUACCUGUUCCACCACGUUCAAGAUUUUUUCCCUUGAGUAUUGGAAUAAUUGGUGGUAUUUUAAGAUAGUGAACUGUGCUGAAAUAAAGCUGCUUACAAAGCUAAAUAUGUCACAGUUAAUAAUAAAACUACUUUGUUAUUGGGUAGAUCCCCCAUUUUAGUAGGCCUUCUGAGGGGGAAUUUCUCUGGAUUGUGCCUUGCUCUUCUCCAGAAUCCUUUGCCAUAUAUUCACUUCUCUUCUGCACAUAAAACCUGGUUGAGUUCCAGAUGGGAAGAAAUUCAGCUUUGCUCAUCCUAAUUGAUAUUGAGUGGUUUUUCAUUCCUUUCAUUCCAAAUACAUACUAGAGUCUGAAAUCUGAUAAAUUUAUACCUUGGUAACUCGUGAUUGUGUGAAAAAAAUAUUCCAGCGUGAAGUGUCUUUUGAGAAUUACUGUAUUCAUGUAAUAUAUAUUUGGUCUGUGUAAAAAUAUAAUUUCCUAUGUAUACUGUACUAACAAUAUAUACAGUGGUACCUCCGGUUGCAGACGGGAUCCGUUCUGGAGGUCCAGCCAGAUCCCAAUGUUUUCACAACUGGAGAGACCGCUUCUGUGCACAUGGCGGUAGAUCGCUUCUAUGCAUGUGCAGAAGUGGUCUACCACUUCUGCGCAUGCGCACUGGGCAAAAACCCCGGAAAUAUACUUCUGGGUUUGCCGCUUACGUAUCCUGAAGUUUACGUAACUGGAGGGAUACGUAAGCGGAGGUACGAUUGUAUUGGCCUUGGUCUUGAGUGAGCUAGACUUUUAAAAUAUUGAUUGGUUCUCUUUAAAACUGAUGACCAGGUUCAGUUGUUUACUUGCCUUUUCUGGCUCAAUAAUAAUGUAUCAUAGUGGCCAUGAUAAUUGCUAGAACAUCUGGUGAUAUGCUAGCAAACAUUUAAAGUAUGGAUAGUUAAAGACUAUCACAAUUUUGGAGAGUCCCUGCAUUUCUGAGUGACUUUCCUGACGUAUGUUAAAGCAACGUGGUGCUCCUCUAGCAAUUGUAAAUGCAUUAGACAGCUGUGAAGUUGUUAGAAUGUUUUUGUACUGCAAGCAACAAAAGGUUUUUUUUUAAUAAUGUUAGGAAGGAAAAAGGUUUUUAGUAAAGUUAGGAAGGAAAAGUUAUGCAGAACUCUUAAAAUGCCUUAGACAUUAAUUACUUGAGCAUUGACUUUCAGUUAAUGGAGACAAAAAUGUGAAGUCCUCUCCUAAAGCACAAAGACACUGAAAUCUUACCUAGUAACAGCAGUGGGGAGAGGUUUAGGCUAUUCAUCACAAUAAAUAAAUGAGCCAAAGAUU
Molecule: messenger RNA, 8624 nt
Organism: Podarcis muralis (Common wall lizard)
Lineage: Eukaryota; Metazoa; Chordata; Lepidosauria; Squamata; Lacertidae
Gene: SPATA6
Product: spermatogenesis associated 6
Biological process (GO): spermatogenesis; motile cilium assembly
Cellular component (GO): sperm head-tail coupling apparatus
Molecular function (GO): myosin light chain binding
Source: RefSeq, a predicted model, not a curated record